AUGCUUGUGCUCGAAGGUGGAUUGAGCAUCACAGGACACUAUUCUCCAUCGAUGCUGUUCGCAUUGAUCACCAUGCCGAUCGGCACGGGUUUGAUGAUGAAUUUCCUCAAAUUCAACACCGAGAUCGCACGUCUGAUCGUGGAUUCGGGCUUCGCAGAGUCCGCAGACGGUAUUGGGUUCCAAGCGGCGCAGACAGCGGCGCGGAAGACUCUUUUCGCCGCGGACGCAACGGCGGGUCUUGCGAUCAUUCCGUUCGCUCGGAGUUUUGGUCCAGUGGCUUUGUCGUCGUUGCGCAGAGAAUCUUCGUUGACCGUCUGA
Ramularia collo-cygni is the source of this 318-nucleotide messenger RNA. RefSeq lists its product as uncharacterized. The coding region runs from base 1 to 318 and encodes 105 amino acids. The record is from RefSeq and is a predicted model, not a curated record. The transcript has a single exon. NCBI's taxonomy places the organism in Eukaryota, Fungi, Ascomycota, Dothideomycetes, Mycosphaerellales, Mycosphaerellaceae.